AAUUUACAGCAUAGACCCACUCUUAUUUUUUUUAAAUUAAUUAUUUGCAGUUCACUGACACUUUCCUUGUCCUUAUUAUUGUUGGUUGGUUUCGCAUUCCACCCCUCUUUUAAUUGCUUGUUGCUUCCAAUAAAUUUAAAAAGAAAACCCAGAGAGGGUGGGGGGAGAGAGAGAGACCCAAAUAAAACUCUCUCUCUCUCUCUCUCUCUCUCUCUCUCUCUCUCUUGUAAGUGUUGCAGAGAAGCAAGAAUAAUACCAAAAGCAGAAGCAGCAGCAGCAGCAGCAAUAAGAAGCAACACAUGUACACCCACUCAUCUGUCACACCUCCCUUGCUAGAUCUGUUCAAGGUUGAUUGAUCAGGAUGCUGCUGCAGAAAUAGCAUAUGAUCUCUUGUUUCCAGCAUUAAUUGUUUCCUACAUUCCAUUUGGAGGUCUGACCACUUUGAACCCACAAAAUUCAUGGAUUUCGCCGAAUCCUCCUCCGCCGCCUCGCGGGUCUCCGGCUGCCACAGCUUCUCCAUAAGGGACUAUGUCCGUGAAACUCGAAAGAAUGGUGUCACUCAUAACUGGCCAUUUCCUCAACAAUAUCUUGAAUUUUGUAUGGCUCAUGGAAUUAGUGAAGUUCUUCCCCCUAUCGAACCUCGCGGCUUAGAAACCUCCGCAGCUUACAUAGGACAUGUCAAGUUGCUUUCAUUAGUUUCAGAAAAGAGUACUAGAGCUCCUGAUUCUCCUGAUCACAAGUCUGAAGAUGGCAAAAAGACAGAAAUAGAGCUAGUAAAUAUUCUAAAUAAGGUGCAGCUUUUAUCUCUUUCGGAUGGCGUGAGUGCAAAAGAUGAUUCGUGUCAUAACCAGGAGAAUAAAACUACUGAAGCAGAGGCGGAUAGAGGUCGCUUUGACCUCAGUAUGAUAUCUAAAGUGUCUAGUCCUAAAGAUUUAGAAUCAACUCUGCUUGAAGAGGAGGCUCAUCUACUACUAAAGAUAAAGGAUGCAAGGCCAGAUAAGGAAGCUUUAUCUUCACAGAAGUCCCUCCUGGAAAGUCAUUAUUUAUCGGAAAGUGCUAGGAAUGAUUCGGUUCCAGAUAUCUUGUUUUGCUCUCAAUUGGGUUCGAAUCAUAGUACCUUAACAUCAAAUGCAAACCUUGCUUUGCUCUCAAUUGGGUCAAGACGUAAGCGCAGGAAGCGAAAACAGAAGCACAAGAAAUGCUCUAUGCAGGAUAUUUGCGCACGGGCAAAGCCCUUUACAUUGGAAGAACUCGAAAGAAGAAAUGGAUUGACUCCUAUUGCAGAUUUAAGUACCACUCCUAGUAGAUUUUCAAGUGGGAGAGAAGAUAACAUACUCUUAAAAGAGCAAAGCAUAAGUGUGAUCUAUGGUGGCAAGAGUAAUUUAAAAGAUGCAUCGAUCUUGAGAAAGCACCCAAGGGAUGAGAAUUUGGCUCACGAUCAUUAUGACUCUAAAAGGAGACAACUCAUAUCAAGGAAAUCGCAGGGAAGCAAGAUCAAGCAACAGAAGGGAAAGCUCAUCUCCCUUAUGGCUGGCAAAAGCAAGAAAGUACCUGUGACACAGUGAAUGACUGGAAACUCAGUGAUAGCAUGGUGGAGAUUAUGGCUUUAUAUUCAGAUUUCUUAAAAGUGCUUUUCUUGCGUGCUGCAUAUUAGUAUAUAUAGUUCUGUCAUAGAAAUAUGAUAUUUUGUAAGAAACUAAAGAGAUUGGAGAGUGCUCAUAGUUUCUUCUCUAUUUAUUGUAACUGACAAUGUAAUUAAUUAAUCUGCAAAUUUUGCUCCAUUCUAUAAAAAAUGUCAAAAGAAACUUGUUCCGACUGUUAA
Molecule: messenger RNA, 1822 nt
Organism: Ananas comosus (pineapple)
Lineage: Eukaryota; Viridiplantae; Streptophyta; Magnoliopsida; Poales; Bromeliaceae
Exons: 4
Coding region: 459-1565 (368 amino acids)
Source: RefSeq, a predicted model, not a curated record